Molecule: messenger RNA, 3767 nt
Organism: Nothobranchius furzeri (turquoise killifish)
Lineage: Eukaryota; Metazoa; Chordata; Actinopteri; Cyprinodontiformes; Nothobranchiidae
Gene: zbtb48
Product: zinc finger and BTB domain containing 48
Molecular function (GO): protein binding
Source: RefSeq, a predicted model, not a curated record
GUAAUUUGAGACGUUUUCCUCAUCUGUCCGAAUAAUACAAAUAGGACACUUUUACUAAUUAAUUUUAAUACAAGUUUCUCAUUUUUUAGCCCUAGUACUACUUUAAGAGGAAAACCUGGUUUAAAACGAGUAAAAACACUUCACACUUUGUCUCUGAAAGUGUAAGGCUGUCCAUCAAAAAGCACAAAAUGUCUUUGUGGCGUAAAAUUGAAUGACCUUCCGAUUAUCUCAAGUUCCGUUUUUUAAUGUCAAAUCUUUGAUGAGAAGGCUCUUUCAUCAGCCUCAGCUUGGAGAAACAGAGAUCAGCCUUGAUCAGACAAAAAUGCGAAUGUCUGGUCUUAAUGGGUUUAGUUCCUGCCGUCUCAAAACAACUUCAAAACAGCUGGUGCAAACAUACAUGUUUAUAUAAAUUUAAUUUAUUUGUUUUACAGACUUUUGUGUGUCAGAGCUAAUUAUUCUACCACUUAGCUGGAAUUCUAUAAUACUUAUGCAGAAAUAAACAUCAGAAGAGAAAUGUAUGGCAACAUAAAGUUGGUUAAAUAGAGUUUACACAAACUACGACUAACUAAGACAAUGAUUUAUUUAUUUGAAUUGUUUUAAGACACUUAAAACUGGCGAGGUGGUGAAUAGCCAGUUUGCUUGUCUGUUUCACCUGAAUAAUCUUUUUCUUCAAGCUGAGGUUGUUCAAAGAUCUACAACAAAUAAGAAAUGAAUCAUACCUCACCUGUCCAUUACUUUUAACGAUCAGACCAUUUUCUUUUCAUUUAAUUAUGACUUCCAGCGGUGGGGUCAUGAAACACCAGCAGAAGAUCUUUUAAAAAAAUCUAAAUAUCACUGAUUUUAAUUACUAUGAUUAUAACAACGGAUAGAAACUACCAUUAGAAAUAGAUAAAACAUAGAAGAUAGCUUUCUCGGGAACUUUGUUUGUGGACAAGCAGUUUAAGACAGUCUUCCGACAGGAAUGAUGCUUUAAACACGAUGUUUUUGUAAGAGAUUCUAUGUAAGUAGAUUCAAAUAGACACAAACAGAAAUAGAUUAAAGUAGCAGAGGAUAUCUCAAUCUUAGUCUGAGUCAGACCGACAUCCCCAAAGCAAGAAAACGCGUCCAAACAAAUGCUGAACAUAACUUUUUUAUGCUUUGGCUGCAAGCAACAACUCAUCAGACAAAAACAUGCAGUGGAUGAUGACUUACGAAGAAGAUCACAUACGCUACUAGACUGAAUAUUCUGCUGGGCAGCAGGAGGGAUGAUGGCUGCAGAGAGCAGCCACGCUCGGCGACUCCUGUCCUUCCUGGACCAGCAGAGGGCAGUAGGGAGGUUCUGUGAUGCCGUGCUGAAUUUGGGAGACGGAGUACUUUACCCGGCCCACCGUAACGUCCUCGCCUGCUUCAGUGAACUCCUGGAGCAGUCCAGUGCAAGUGGCACACCAUGCACCGAGUUCUGCCUUCAGGGUUGUCCCAGUGACGGCCUGGAGCUGCUCCUGGGCUUCAUCUACACUGGGGAGCUGAAGCUGGAGCCGGGCAACCUGCACAAGGUGCAGCAAGCAGCGGUUAGUCUGUGCGUGCCCGAAGCUCUCGUCCUCUGCCAGCAGUUCCAGGGAUCCUCCGUGGACCGAGCUCCUUCGAAACAGAAAAGAGGCAGACCCAGAAAGUGUCCACCAGACCUUGUCAAGGUGGAGAACUCCAGCACCGCUGCAGGAGACGAGUCCAGCUUUGAUUCUACAGCCAGCAGUUCAGCUCUCAUCACCACAACACGCUCAGGCCGAGUGGUGAAGGGCCCCAAGUGGCUGGUGACCGCUGGUGUGAGACCCACGCCUGAGAGUGCCGGGUUCCUUCCCGUGGAGGAAACCGAGGUGAUGGCCGAUGUCCGUCAGGCACCAGGUGAGCCAGCAGCAGAGGAGCAGGAGGAUGAAGGUGCAGGUGACCUGGAGGGUGCAGCUGAUGACACGGAUGAGGAGUAUUUCCUCAUUGCUGAGAGCAGUCCCACCUCUGCGUCCACGCCGGCGACACAGAAAUGCAAGACUCCGAAUAAAACAAAUGAUAAGAACGCUGCUGCUGCAGAGGACAAAGACCCAGUCGCGUGUCCCAUCUGCAACAAGUCCUUCAAGAGCAAAUACUACCUGAAGGUCCACAACAGGCGGCACACAGGAGAGAAACCCUUUGGGUGCCUCAAGUGUGGGAAGAGGUACUUCAGAAAGGAGAAUCUGCUCGUCCACGAGAGCAGAGACUGCAGUAGAGGGCUGACGUACGCCUGCUCAACCUGCUCCUCCAGCUUUAACACAAAGGAGGAGCUGCGGGUGCAUGUCGUAACCCACACGGGACAAAUGCCACACCAGUGCUUAAUGUGUAACGAGCAGUUUAUGUACAAGAAGAAGCUGACGACGCACAUGAUGAAGGUCCACGGCCAUCCCAAACCACAUGUAUGUCCUCAGUGUCCUAAAACCUUCCUGACGCGGACAGAGCUACGCGUGCACGAAGCAGCCAAGCAUCGAGGGGAAAAGCCGUUUGUGUGUGAGGAGUGUGGCCAUCGAGCAUCGAGUAGAAACGGUCUUCAGAUGCACAUCAAAGCCAUUCACAGGAACGAGCGGCCUUUCGUUUGUACCACAUGUGGCCACGCCUUCUCCCAGAAAAACAACCUGAACUUGCACCUGCGUGUGCACAGCGGCGAGAGGCCGUAUCAGUGUCACCUCUGUGGGAAAACCUUCAGGACACAAGGCAGUCUGGAUAAACACCAGCGGACGCACACCGGGGAGCGCCCCUACGGCUGUGACGUCUGUGAGCAGCGCUUCACGGAGAAAGGAGCCCUCCUUCGCCACAAGGCCAGCAGGCACGAGGAGGGCCGACCCCACAGCUGUUAUGUCUGUACCAAAACUUUCAAAGCCAAGGAGCAGCUACGAGUCCACCUGCGGCGCCACAAAGGCAUGAGGAAGUUUGAGUGUGGGGACUGUGGCUACAUGUUUACCCGACAGGCACACCUGCGACGGCACUGCCUCAUCCACAAGCGCACCGAGAACUACAAACCACAGCAGAGGAAGCUGAGGAGCAUCGUCGUACAGAAUGUCGACGACAGCCCGGACGAGAGCCAAGUCACUAAAUCUGUGGACGCUCAGAAGGUUGGCGAUGACUCCCCAGAGUCGCCUGUCGUCCCAGGGUCAUCAGACCCUCAGAGUGACUCAGCCACCGGCCUCGCCCCUCUUGCAAGGGUAUUAAACGAGUCGGGGGACGCGGCGACGAAUGAUGAGGUGAGUCGGGACAGCCUGGAGCAGGACAAGACGGAGGAGCUGCAGAGAAGCCAGCUGGUCAGUGAGACAUACGAGUCCACGGUGGACAUGGACGGGGUUGAGGAUUCAUCUAAAACCUGAAGAAUCUGAUGGCUGCAUAUGAGCUAUGCUUACAUUCAGGACUGUGAUGUUAACAAGAGCAUGACACGGACAUGAAACAGAAGCAGCAGGAACUGCUGUCAUGCAUGAAAGGCUGCUGCAAAUGGCAGAAAUCAUCUUAGUUUCCCUCAUUUUUAACUGACACUUAGCUUCUGUUAUUAAACAACCGACUGACGUUUACAGCACCUUAAUAAUCCCACAGGGAUUAUGAUAAAACAUUGUUUUAGGUUAAAGCUCAUAUGAAAGAUCAACAGCACCUUGAGUUCACCUUUAAGUCGUUUGUUUCUAUGAAAUGUUUCCGUCCAGAUGAAAGACGGGAAACUUCAAACGUGAACGUUUGUUAAAGAACAAAGUUUUGUUUUUUCUAAGGAAUAAAAAACACCAAACUUA